AUGAAAUGUCGCGUAUUUUGUGGGCUGAGAUGCGAAACGCCGGUUGAACUGACGAUGGAUACUUGCUUUCACGUCACGGCAGCUCCGCCUAAAAUCACGCCGUUCCGCUUCGACGACGGCUCGUCGACGGCCGGCGCUAUGGCGCAACUGAGCUGCAUGGUCAGAGACGGCGAUUUGCCGCUGCAAAUCACGUGGAGCUUCCACGGGCAGUCGCUGAAUUCCUCCAUGGGCAUUUCCACGAUGUCGGUUGGCGCGCGAACUAAGAUGCUGACGAUCGACGCCGUGACGGCGGCGCAUUCCGGGGUGUACCGCUGCCUGGCGAAGAACGAGGUCGGCGAGGACGUCGUCUCUGCAGAGCUGGAAGUCAACGGUCUGGCGUCCGACUGCCGCCCCUUUUUUUUUGUUGCACGUUUUCCGACUCCCCCUUUUUUCUUCUGUAUUCGUGUAUGGGCUUCCCGUCAGCUCCCCGAUGAUUGUUCCCUGCCCCACGUGACGUUUGACCCUUCAUGA
Messenger RNA from Notodromas monacha, 510 nucleotides. The record is from the annotation of a GenBank genome assembly. NCBI's taxonomy places the organism in Eukaryota, Metazoa, Arthropoda, Ostracoda, Podocopida, Cyprididae.